GGUCGGGGUAAAUGUUGACGCACGGGAGAGUGAUGAGUUGGAGAAGAGUGGGGAAGUCUCUGCAGGCUGUGGUGGCCCACGGAUUGGUCUUCUCGUUCACGCUAUUGCUCGUUCUCAAGCUCGAUCGAUCCUUUCCUCAUCCUUGGUGGUUCGUGAAUUUCAUCCUGUUUUCGCAUCCCUAUCCUUUUUUGUUGUUCUUUCAGUUUAUUAA
Messenger RNA from Ilex paraguariensis (yerba mate), 211 nucleotides. Lineage: Eukaryota; Viridiplantae; Streptophyta; Magnoliopsida; Aquifoliales; Aquifoliaceae. The record is from the annotation of a GenBank genome assembly.